GGGAUGGAUCUCCUGCAGAAGAGCAAAUACAACCACCUGCGCAACGACUCCCUCUCUUCCCUGGAGGAGGCGUCCGGGGCGGCGGAGGGGGACUCGCCCCUGGCGGCCGCCCCGUCGCUGCCCAGCUCCCUGUCCUCCUCCUCGCUCAGCCCCAUGCUCCCCCUGGGCGAGCUCUCCUCCGAGUCCGAGGACAGCCCCACCACCCUCUGCUCCUUCUUCCCCAAAAUGGCCAGCCUGAAACUCUCCAACCCCUCCGCCUUCCUCGGCCUCCGGCCCUUCUCCAAAGAGGCGGCUGGCGGCGGGGGCAGUGCCACCAGGGCCGGGGAGCCUCCCGUCACCGUCGUCCCCCCCAGCCCGGACUCAGCGGGGGCCCUUCCCGUCUAUCCCCAGGAUAUGAACAAGCUGGGCUGCGGCAAGAAGAUGCGGGUGGAAGGCGGCCAGCUGGGCGGCGACGAGUGGACCCGACACGGCAGCUUCGUCAACAAGCCCAGCCGGGGAUGGCUGCACCCCGACGACAAGGUGAUGGGCCCCGGAGUCUCCUACCUCGUCCGGUACAUGGGUUGCGUGGAAGUCCUGCAGUCAAUGAGGGCCCUGGACUUCAACACGAGGACUCAAGUCACAAGGGAGGCCAUCGGCUUGGUCUGUGAAGCAGUGCCCAGUGCCAAGGGAGCCGUCCGCCGAAGAAAGCCCUGCGGCCGCUCGCUCAACUCCAUCCUCGGCAAGAGCAACCUGAAGUUUGCUGCCAUGCCCAUCACGCUCACCAUCUCCACCAGCAGCCUCAACCUCAUGGCGUCCGACUGCAAGCAGAUCAUCGCCAAUCAUCAUAUGCAGUCGAUUUCUUUUGCAUCCGGAGGAGAUCCGGACACAGCCGAGUACGUCGCCUACGUUGCCAAAGACCCCGUCAAUCACAGAGCCUGCCACAUCCUGGAGUGCCCCGAGGGCUUGGCUCAGGACGUCAUCAGCACCAUCGGGCAGGCGUUCGAAUUGCGCUUCAAGCAGUACCUCAAGAACCCUCCCAAGCUCGUCACACCUCAUGACAGGAUGGCCGGGUUCGACGGCUCCGCUUGGGACGAAGAGGAGGACCCGCCGCCUGAUCACCAGUACUACAACGACUUCCCCGGGAAGGAGCCGCCCCUGGGAGGCGUGGUCGACAUGCGCUUGUGGGACGGAGCUGGGGCGGCCCAGACGCCCAACCAUCUGGGAGCUACCCUGCCGGUGGGCCAGAUGGCCAGGGGAGACUACGACUCCAGGAAGCUGCCCCCCGUGGCUCAAGGCAGGGACAAAUACCCCACUGCCGCCGCCAGCCCGUCUGGGCGGACAGACCUGUUUGACGACCCCUCCUACGUCAACGUGCAGAACCUGGAGAAGACUCGGCAAGUCAAUCCAAGUGCCGCCACCACCAAUGGCAGCGUCCAGAGAGACCUCUUUGACAUGAAGCCCUUUGAGGACGCCUUGCGCGUGCCUCCCCCCGCGCCGUCGGCUCAGCUGGUGGCAUCCAUGGAGGAGCAGCUGCGUCGAGAGCCUUGGUACCACGGCCGGAUGAGCCGCAAGGAGGCCGAGAAGCUGCUGCAGGCCAACGGGGACUUCCUCGUGCGGGAGAGCACCACCACGCCGGGCCAGUACGUGCUGACUGGCCUGCAAGGGGGGCAGCCCAAGCACCUGCUUCUCGUCGACCCCGAAGGAGUGGUUCGAACAAAAGACCACCGCUUCGAGAGCGUCAGCCACCUCAUCAGCUACCACAUGGACAAUCGGUUGCCGAUCAUCUCGGCGGGGAGUGAGCUCUGCCUGCAGCAGCCCGUGGAGCGGAGGUCCUGAGAAGCAAGGGGGCUGGGCGCACCACUCCACCACCACACCCCCCAGCAUCGCCUUCUCCUUCCAGCUGCUCCUCCCAGGCCUGCCCGCCUUCUGCGGGGUUCCACUCCUCAGCCUGCCUCACCGCAUGGGCUCCCGCGCCCCGUCUCGCCAGGAGUCGCGGCU
Molecule: messenger RNA, 1977 nt
Organism: Heteronotia binoei (common prickly gecko)
Lineage: Eukaryota; Metazoa; Chordata; Lepidosauria; Squamata; Gekkonidae
Gene: SHC1
Product: SHC adaptor protein 1
Exons: 12
Coding region: 4-1815 (603 amino acids)
Biological process (GO): cell surface receptor protein tyrosine kinase signaling pathway; intracellular signal transduction
Cellular component (GO): plasma membrane
Molecular function (GO): receptor tyrosine kinase binding
Source: RefSeq, a predicted model, not a curated record